ACUAAGUAACUAUUUAAAAGUGUCAAUUUGAAUCAAUUAUGGCUGAAGAAACUCAACCGAUUGAAUUUUCAUACUCCAAACAAGAUGAAUGGGCCGGCAAAUGCGGCAUGGAUUGUGACACCGCAAAACGACAGUCACCUAUUGACAUCCCGAAAUCAACCGCGUCAGUAACUGAUGACGGGAGACCUCUAUUGCAACUGAAUCAACACAAGAAAACAAUCUGGACUCUUAAAAACACCGGUACAGCGGCUGUCAUGUCAAUCAAUAAGGAGGCCGACCGUCCGAUUCUGACUGGGGGAGCUUUGAAAGGGGAGUACAAAUUCGAUCAUUUCACUUUUCACUGGGGCGCAAAAGAGGGUGAGGGAAGUGAGCAUUCCUACGAUAAGGCAAAUUUCGAUGGCGAGAUCCAUUAUCAGUUCACACUGCAAGGAGAUCCGGCGGAAGGAGAGGAUCCGGUUGUGAUUCUGUGCCUCAAUAUGAAAAUGAGGAGCGACGGAGGGAAGACGUCAAUGAUGGGGAUCCAGGAGAAACUCGGUGAGAUCAAAGAGUUCCAGGCGUCGACCGAGAUCCCGAACAGUGACUUUCUGAGAGUGAUCAUCGCUUGCUUCACUGAUAGUGACUACUUCCAGUACCAGGGAUCCCUUUGUCAUCCGCCUUGCACUGAGAACGUCACCUACAUUGUUUUCGAAAAACCAGGAGAGUUUUCAAACAUCAUGUUCGAACACUUUCGAGAGAUGAAAGGAUCUGAUGGCGAACCAAUCAAAUCCAAUCACCGCGAGAAGCGAUUUGAGCUGGGUGACCGAGCAGUUACUCGAACAAAGCAUGUAAGACGAAAGAGGUCGGAUAUGAAGUCGGGAACAAAGGCCGAAGAAGUCGCUCCAGCGGAACCGGGAGCGCCUGAAGAAGAGAGUAAGAAAGUGGGCGAAGAUGAGAAACCAGCUGAAACGAAACCCGAAGGUGAAGAAGAACCGAAACCAGAAGCCGAAGAAGCGAAGCCCGAAGACGAAGAGAAAAAGCCCGAGGCUGAGAAAAAGGAAGAAGAAGAAGAAAAUAAGGAAGAUAAACCUGCAGAAGAGUAG
Symsagittifera roscoffensis is the source of this 1079-nucleotide messenger RNA. Its product is annotated as carbonic anhydrase 2-like. Gene Ontology annotation, molecular function: zinc ion binding; carbonate dehydratase activity. NCBI's taxonomy places the organism in Eukaryota, Metazoa, Xenacoelomorpha, Acoela, Convolutidae. The transcript has a single exon. The record is from RefSeq and is a predicted model, not a curated record. Bases 39 to 1079 code for a protein of 346 amino acids.